Pocillopora meandrina is the source of this 7834-nucleotide messenger RNA. The record is from the annotation of a GenBank genome assembly. Lineage: Eukaryota; Metazoa; Cnidaria; Anthozoa; Scleractinia; Pocilloporidae.
CUGGAACUCGCCGCUUGCAUAAUUGAUGCUGACGUUGAGAUCUGGCGGCCUUAGAGACAGUUAACACAUGCAACUAUACGAGAAAUUCUUAAGGAUAACGUGAAUUCAUUUUCAAUCGACUUAGCGUUUCGUUAUGCAAGUACGAGGUAGCUAUUGAACGCGCGACCCAACGAACGAGCUAGAGGUGUGGUUUUGCGUGACUGAUAUCUUUGCACAUAUAUUAUGCUCACGAAAGCAGAAAUAUCUGCAACCAAAGCUCAUUAGUUAAAUCUGUCCUGCUUUAAGUGCUGUACGAUUUCAAACGAGUAAAGGUGAGCAUUUAGUUUUAAACUUACUAGGCAACGAAAAAGGUCAUGUCGUAGGAUAAGUAAAGUAUACAUACGGUUGCAUUGCAAGCGAUCAUAUUCGUUUUGCAAUUUGGUCGAGGAAUCUCCAAUGUCUGUCCGUCGAUUUUAAUCGCACUUGGAAUGAAUCUUCUUCGUCGAUUAACUCUUAUAGAGCCUAUCAUUGUUAAUAUUACAUCACUGUGAUGUCAACCAUGGGGUGCUUAACGAAGAUAUUGAGCUGUAAUAGUUCACGGCGAGGAAACUUUAACAUCAUCGGAUCUGUUCUUUUCAAAAUUAGUUUAUUAAUUAUGUGAGUCUCAAGAUUCGUUGUGUCCUCGGUAAAGUUUUCAACUCUCUCUGGUAAUCUAAGUAAAAAUUUAUAACGACUCGACAAAUUUGCCUCUAAACAAACUAGAGUUCUGUGUUGUCGUUUGUCAUGGUACUCGGAAGAGGCAUAUUUUUUGCAGCAGUUUGAUGUUUGUUGGUGUGUAAAAGAUUUAGCUUCCUUAGUUACUGAGUUUCUUCAUUAAUGUAGUGUAAGCUUCUGAUCUGUACUGCCUUUGUACCACAGUAAAUUAGAAAGUUUGGAAUUUUUUUGCCAGACUCAGGCGUGUUACUGGAGUGUCAUGCAACCAGCUAAUUUUUCAGAUGUUUGAGGAACAGGAUUGAAGUUUGCACAUUUAUAUUUUAAUUUACGUAUUUUAUCUCCUUUACAUCAUUGAUUAUUAAAAACUUGAUUAAAUAUUAAUGGUCAAUUUUGAAUUUGUUAGUAGAGUGAUUUUACAGAGAGUGAAAUAAAAAAAAGACUUAAUGGUUAAUUUAAUGUAUUUUUUCAGCUAUGAAGCUACAUGUGUAUCUCUCUAUAUUGCUUGUCACCCUGUUCUCAUAUGCUUGGGUGGACUGUGCAAAUUUGCCUUCUUGUGCCAGCAUGAGGUCAUGGUUUUCUGGGACUCCUCCAUCAAAUUUUUCAGAAAAUUUGCCUUAUUGGUUGAGUGUCCAUGGGCACACUGGUUACUUUCCGGGAAGCUCCCAUACAAGUAAGUAAUGAUGAUUGUGAUGCAAUAAUUAAUAAGUUGUAGUCUGGAAAUUGUGUUAAAAACAUCAUGAGGUAAAUGCAUCCCUUUUUGUCUUCAGCAAUUGAGCAUUUAGUAAUUCUAGCAUUUCAUGAAUUUAUCUACAUGUAGGUAAAUAAAUAUACAAUCUUAUGCUAUGGAUUAUAUCUACAAAAAAGAACAGCACAUUUUAUAUCCCAACUGAGAAUGAACUAGAUAUGUCAUAUCUUUCAUUAUGAUUGUCUGUCUUGAUAACCUUCAAAAAAUAAAAAAUAAAAAAAAAGUACUUGAGCAUUGCUAAAUUUUAUGUUAUUGGCUAAAUUUAGUGGAUAAAGAAUGAGAUCUAACUCUUAAUUGGUAAUUUUAAAAAUUUAUUUAUGGUAAAUGGUGUUCAUGUUGUGGUAUGGUAAUUAAUGUUGUAUUAAUGAUGAUUAUAACCAAUUUCCAUACCAGUACUUUUUGAUGAAUAUUCAUGGUAAUUAUAGCAGCCUAAAACAGCAUUAAAGACAGACAGUUAAUUAAGAGAAUAAAGUAUGUGACACCAGCAUAGCAAAUUAAUUAUUUUAAAACAUGCUUCACUGAGGUUAAAAAGUUUUCACCAAAAAAUAUUGUAUCCAUGCACUGCACAGAAUGUCUGAAACUGUAAAAUAAAGGGACAACUUUCAAUAGUGAUAGCACAGACUGAUCAUUCAGAAGCUCUCAUCUAGAAUUUUAAUGUAACCUAGAUCUAUGAAUGAUAAAAUGUAUAACCAAUUAUUAGAACCAGGCAGGAACAUGACUCUUAAAAAAUCAAGCUAGUAAUUUUUGUGCGAGUCAAUAAGAUACUUAACAUCACAUGGACCAAAAUCACCAGCAGUUCUCUAGCAAUGACCCCUGUCUACAUCAAUAUUUGUCCUCUGGUUAUUUUUGUCAAAAAUAAACAAAGCCAGAGGAAAAAAGCCAGUGCAAGAGUUUCACUUUUUCAUCUUCAUAAAUUUUGGCUGUUGCCUUAAUAUUUCAAAUUUGCCCUUGAGGGUUUAUUAAUUUUUUUUUUGCACAAAUUAUCUCAGUUGUGGACACAAUAUCAGCCAAUGUACUAGCUGCCUGAAGAGAUUUAUUUGCUAAACAGAUUUAAAUAUUUGAUUUACAGUUUAUCUUAAUGGAUCCAGGAAUUUUGUUGGAUUUAUUGUUUAUGCUGAGAAUUCUGUGAAAAAUUACACCAAUGGACGUUUUGUUAAAGAAGAUUUGCCUACUGGGGUUGAAGAAGUUAGCUGUGGAGACCUUUAUGUAUGUAUGAGUCACUAGCCUUAAUUGUAAAGAAUCUAUUCAUUUUAAGCUUAAAUACAACCAGUACAAUGUGGUAUGUGCCUAAUAAAUGAUACAAAGUGGUGUUGUGUGGAUGUAUUUUAUGUUGGUACAUAUAAUGUAUACAGUCAUGCAUAAAAUGAAUUUAUCUUCAUGGCAAUCAGUAGCAGACAUUUUAAAUUGUAAAGAGCCAUGUAGCAACCAGUUAAUUCAAGUAAAUGUUACUGGCUCAACACUUUACCAAAAUAGGAAUACAAUGAACAUCUCUUUGUUCAAAUGUGAAAACCCAUUGUGUACAAUGAGACCCCUGCAGUAUCUGAAGUUAUCAUCCCAGCACUUUGAAAUUAAAUCAUGAAUUUAACUUUUAAUUCGCAAAGAUUAAAAUAGUGAGGUUUCUUAUCAGGAGCUUUGCAUUUCUCCUUUAUAGGCAAUGAGUAUAUUUGCCAAUUAAAAAUCAACCACCAGCAGACACUUUGAUAUGAUUGUUAUGUAGUACUAGUAGUGAAAUGGAAGGCAAAUGGUCAAUAAUUUUAAACCAUUCAUAAUAUACAUAAUAGUGAAAUUAUGAGUUUCACUAUUGACCUGAAACAUGCUUUGAGAAAUAUUUGAUGUUUGCAUUUUGUCAUAUCAUACCAAAAGAUUAUCCAAAAUUCCACUUCAUCUGGGAACUGGACUAGUGUAAAGAUGUUAUGGAAGCCCCCCCAGAGUUAUAAGGCUGGAAACAUUACAUUCAGGUACUACAAAAUUUGUUCUGAUACCAAUGAAAAUCCUGUAAUGAGGCUCAAAGUGCAUGUACUGGUGACUACUGAAUGUUGAAAGAUGUGGGCUAUCUUUACUUUAUAGCUACUUACAUCCUCAACUGACUGGUAUAUUCAGGCUGUAACUAAAAAUGGGACGUAGGGACUGGGACCUGGGACUCGGACGUGGGACUCAGGGACAUGAUAAACAAACAACACCUGAUAUUUGUGGGACUGAAUUUGGGACGUAGGGACUGGGACCUGGGACUCGGACGUGGGACUCAGGGACAUGAUAAACAAACAACACCUGAUAUUUGUGCUGAAUUUGUAGCUUGGGCUUGUUAGUAGAAGCUGAUGGUUUUCAGCUUACUUUUUAAAUUCUAUUUUAGAGCAAGCGUCUUGGAAAACACAAAUCCUGUUGUUUACUAUGAAGGAUUUACUGCUCACCUGAAAUGUAAGCUAUGUUGUUAUAAAGUAUACUAGAUUUAGUUGAUGUUUAAUUCAUAGCUUAUAAUUUAAUUCAAUUGAGGUUAUAAAGUUUUGAUGAUCAAAAUUUUGUUUGCUUCAAUCUAAAUGAUUCUAUUAAUGUGGGCUUGAUUUAUUUUUCUUUUAAGUUGCAUGCCUCAUUUAAUCACAACAUGUAUUUUUUAACAUUAGAUGUAAUUUAAUUUCCAUGCAGACCAGUGUCCAUUACCGAAAUGUGUUCAGUGCCCAACUGAUGUCUAUAAGUAUGACAGUUAUGGAUGUAAUACUUGUCAAUGUAAGUUGUGACAUGUCAGUGUAUUGUGCAACAUGUAAAAAGAAAAAAUGAGGAAUGAAAAAUGUUUUAAACCCUUUAAUUCCCAUUGUGAUUUCGAGGUAUUAACUUCUCCCCACAAUAUCCAUACACUUUAAAUCUAGCAAACAAGUAAUGAGAAUACUUCAAAUUAUCAUGUAGAAGUUGUUUUUCUUGAUCUAACACCAAAUUCUCCAAACUAAUUUAAAAGGAAAUGUGUAGCAGCUAGAGGGGAGAAUUAACAAUCAGAUCUUGGGAGUUGAAGGGUUGAGACUAUUUGACUGCUGAAGAAAUUCUUUAUUUUUCAAAAUGGUACUCAAUAAUAUGAAUAAUGUACAUGCUGAAUACAUAUGGCAUGAUGUAUUAGGACAAAAUAAUUAGUGAAUGGGUUUGAAAUGAUAUCCUAAUUUUUUUUUUGUGGGAUAAAUAGCUUUUGAUCAUGUUUGUGUAGUGUGAUUUUCUGGUUAAUUCACAGAUAUUGUUCAGGCAGAUCAUAAAAUUAUACUUGACAGUGGAGUUGAUUACUGUGCAGGGCAGAGAUUGAACUUUGAAUCAAACUGAAUCCCAAGUUGGGACACCUCAGGAAGACCAAUAGAAGCACUUUAUAGUUGUAGCCUUGAUAAAAAUACUUGAUGUCUUACUACAGGUGUUUGUGACGUGGCCUGUGGUGGGAUAUAUGAUCCAGUGUGUGGAACAGAUGGUAAAACAUACAGCAACAGGUGUGAAAUGCAGCGUCAUUCUUGUGAAAAAAAAUCCCCAAUAACGGUGCAGAAGGAUGGCCCAUGUGGUUAGUAUCAAACACUUUGAUCAUAUUGAUUAGUGAUGGAAAGUUGAGGCAAAACUAGAGCAUUAACCAUUUGAAGAUCCUGAAUUACUGGGAGAUCAGGUUUAGGUUGAAUUACACCAAAAGACAUUGAUACACUCAAUAUCUCAGAAAUUAUCAGUAAGUAAUGGUAAUAGGAUGGAGUGGAUCGAGUCCAAUUUGGUUUGUAUAAUCAUACUAGUGGUUACAAACUCGGACAACCGUGAAGCGGGAGUCCCUUUUGUCAAUCACAACUAUGAUUAAGGACUGAAUUGGAUUUAAAGUCCUUUACGAAUUAAUCCUAACCAUUACAAUUUCCAAAAAGUACAAUUAAGUACAUUUACUUGGAAUGAGAAAGUAUCUCUGUCAUAGACAUUGUCUAAUGUAGAAAUGUCCUCCAUUUUGGAAAUUCCCCCAUUUUGUAGGAUUAAUGGUUGUUGCUAUGGUUAAUGUAAUCUAUUCUGUGAGUGGUGGAUUUUGCUGAGUGGUCUUAGCCCCUUUAACUGUCCCACUCCAGGUGUUCAAAUACUGUCAACUGUCUACAGAAUAAUUAGUGAAAAUUUGAGGGAAUUGUAGCAGUUGUGAUUAGAGUAGCAAGAGACCCGAAAAGAAGACAAGGAUCUGGAAGUGAUUAUUGCCCUUCUAAAAUAGUAUGCAUGGCAGUUGUGAUGGAAAGCCAAGAUAGUAAUUCUACAGCCCUGAAGCUAAUUUUGAUUGGAUGGUCCAUCUGAUCAUUCAAUGAAUAUCCUGGAAACAAAGUAAUUUUCAAGUAAGAUUUCAAAUAACAGUACUAAUGGUGUUGUGGUUGGUUGAGCGUUUCACGGUCUUCUCCCACAUGAUUCGUCUACUGAGUGGAGCACGGGGAAGAAAAAUCCAAGAGCCUGGGGAAAAAAUCCCUUUGAGUGAGGAGGAGAAAAAUGGCUUUUUUUUAAAUAAAAGUAUAUGCAUUGGUACAAAGCUUAUUAUUGAAUGUAUGUCUACUUUCUUCAGGGCGGUGCACUAAGGUGUGUACAGAGGAACACCGUCCAGUGUGUGGAACAGACGGAAAAACCUACAGUAACAAGUGUACCAUGGAAACAUUGGCCUGUGAAAAAAACAAAACUAUCACUGUAUCUUACAGUGGUGAAUGUAGCGGUGAGUUUAAAGUAACAUUUACUUGUACUGAGGGUGAGAUAGAAAAAAGAAUUAACUUCCGGAAAAUAUUGCUUUUACAUUAUUUCAAUCAUGCACUGUAAGAGGUACUUUGGCCUAAUACUAGUAUUGCCUCCUUAUUUGCCUAAACUCAGCAAGGCGUGGCCAAAGGGGGAAGUACGCUGAAGCUUAGUUCCUUAGUAAGGAUAUGCAGACUUAGGUGCUAUCUCCCUCUAAUUAAAGGAGCUUGGUCAAAUGAUAGUAGUGGGAUGGGGUACAAGUAUGCUGGUGAUCUCCCCCACUGGUGAGAAAAUACUGAUGAUUUCUAACUUUCAUCACACGAUGUACGGAAUGUUCGGUGGCCCAUAUUUGUGUUAUUAGCACUAAUAGGGACCUUAAUUUUCUUUUUUCUUUAGGCGUGGAAGAGACGGUGAAAUUCUCAAUUCUCUCUCUGAUGUUUGCUUUUCUGGCAUUCCUGAUGUUUUCAGACCAUUAGACAAAAAGUUGUGUUACUCUGAAGUGACCCUUGAGGAAGAUGUCAGGCUUGGGAAUAAAUGCUGUGUAGUGCGCUGCUUUGAAUUAAACAUUUAAUUUAAUCUCUAAUAAAACAAAUCAUAAAACCUUGAUAAGGACACAAAGCUGAUUCCGCAACCUCUGUUAUCUUUGCAAUGUUUGGAAACUCAGAUUUAAAAUGUUUUCUCACUGCUUUUGUUUUUAUUUCUUUGCUAUUUUUUCGUUUUGUUGAGAGACCCUGGAUUUCAUAAACUUGCAGUUUAAAUGCUUCACAUUAGAAAUGUUCAAUGAUCUUUUUUUUGAUAUUUAGUAAAGAUUCUUCUUCUUUUCAGUACAGUAGUUAAUUAUAGUUAAUAUUAAUGAAGCGUAUGCUUCUGGUAUAAGUGCGUGUAGCUGUAAAGUGUCUGAUAUCCUGUAAAAGCUGUGUUGUUGUUUCAGUGUUUCAGUGAAUGAACCGUAGAUUUCUAUAUAGUUUAAGUUGAUAAGUAGAGCUUGUUUAGCCCUUCAAUUAGCGUGGUUAAUGAAUUAGAGUUAAACUAGUAGACACUAAAUAUCUGAACUAGCAAAUGGGGAAACUAGAUGAAACUAAAUAGUAGAAGAUACCAAACAUUGAAUAUAAGGCUUGGAGUUAAUAAGUGGGCAACGUAGGAAGGAAUGAUGGAAAACAACUACAUUGAGCUUAUCGUUUGGAUAAGGAUAUUUUCUUUGGAAAUCAUAUUGAGGAUAGUUCCUUGUAGGGGAAAUAAUUGUAACUACCAGCUAGCACAUAGAAUAGAUCGUAUACUGAUGUAAUCACUCUUAUCAAGCAAAUGAAUUUCCAAAUGAGUAUGGAAAUCAUCCAGGAUUCCAGUGGCUUUGCUUAAUUACACUUUGACUGCAUUGAAAAAUUGCAUCACAGGCAACCAAUUCGGUAUACUGAGACCUAGGAAAUUGACUUGGCUAUUUACGUAUUUAAUUUUAACUGCUAGUGAGAUCACUAUGGGUUGAGCUAAAUGACGCUCCAUCGAAAACUGCUCAAAAUGUAUACAUCAGUGUCAGAUGAAAUAGUUAGGUCGUUUUUCUGCUUGAGACCAUUUAUUUAUCCAUUCAUCUAUUUAUCUAUUUAUUUAUCCAGCUUUUUGUCUGGGGGGUCAAAGAGUUAGUUGCACCACAGCGAAGUCAGAAUCCUUUUACUGGCUUCUGAUGUAAUAUUGCAAAUAAAAGGAACAGAUGAU